Messenger RNA from Portunus trituberculatus (swimming crab), 1169 nucleotides. RefSeq lists its product as uncharacterized. Bases 123 to 587 code for a protein of 154 amino acids. Lineage: Eukaryota; Metazoa; Arthropoda; Malacostraca; Decapoda; Portunidae. The record is from RefSeq and is a predicted model, not a curated record. The transcript has 2 exons.
CAGAUGCAGAGAAGGAAGGCGCCCCGCCGCCCCCACGAGCGCCACCCGCUGUUACCACUGCCACCCUCCCGAGCGGCCAGUACGGCGGGACGCAGGGCGCCGUGGCGGCCACAGGCCUCUACAUGGAUACUUCUGCCAGUGGCCUUGCCGGCAAGACCAACAGGGACAGCGCCAAUCCCAGUUACAGCAGCGUGAGCAGCAGUAGCAGCUUCGGCAGCAUGGGUGCAGGGCGGGGAGCCCUGAGUCCUGGUGUGGGCAGUGGCCUGGUACUGGCUCAGCAGGAAGGAAUGAAGGUCGGCAGCGGGACGCUGCUCAGCCCCGGCAUCGAGCCCGUUAUAGAGGCGCCACGACCCUGCCACACCUCCGCCUCAGCCGCCACCAGCCCCGCGACGGUGCCCUCCACUGGACCCCUCGAGGCCCGCCGCCUGUCUGGUGUAGGGGCGCCCCUCGGGGAGGUUCAGGGAUGGGCAGAUCGCGGGGGUACCGGAGGCUUGAGGGGACUGCCUCCCCGCCGACCCUCCAGCUCGGGGAUUCACUCUGAAGGGUUCCAGCACAACUUGAGCAGCAGUCGAGAGAGCUGCGUCUAGACGAGGGGGCGGAGCUCCUUCCUCUCCUUACAUUCCCACCAAUCCCUGCCCUCCCUCUCCCUCAUCAAACGUUCCAUCUAUGCCGCGGGACGGGGAAGGCAAGGUCAGUGGACACAGCUGCCUGCUGUUCUCCCUAGUGAUGGCACGGGUGGCACCUCCGUGAAUGCCUGGCAAUACAUACGCCCCGUUCUCCUUCGCUGUCCUCCCCAACUGUUGGUAGCUGCCGCACCUGGCGCGCCUAAUGACGCCAUACCACUAAGGGACAGGUAGGGCCUCGUUUCACGCCCAAAGAAAAGUGUAAACAGGAGAUCAAGGGUGGUACUCCUUAUCCCGCUGGAUCAACACAGUGCUAAGCUUGUGUACACAAGGUGACGCUGUGCUCCUCCUCACCAGUCCCGUGCCCUUCCCUCCCCACGCCUUCCUUGAGCUGCCUCCUUUUGUCACGUCGUUUUCCUCCUGUAAUAUCCCUUCCGUCCUCACUCAUCCCCUUGCUGGCUCCUCUUACUACAUACUGCACCUGCCACCUCUCUCUCUCUCUCUCUCUCUCUCUCUCUCUCUCUCUCUCUCUCUCUCUCUCUCUCU